CUCGGCAAACUUAAUGCCGGAGCUGCGAUGCCGAGGGGUGGAGUUGGGCGAUUCUGCCUGCCGGAGUCACAUGCACCUGCCUGAGCGCCCAGCACCGUCGCCCGAGCGGAGCCCGCCCGGCUGCUGCAGUGGCUGCUGGCAGGAAGCUCGGCGCGCCGAGAGGACGCAGGCGGGCACGAGCGGUGGUGCUCCAGGGGAGCCUGCCAUGACGCGUCUGCGGCUCCUGUUUCUCGUCCUCUGCCCAGUCCCCGGGCUGUGCCUGGGAGAACGGAGCAGCAGCAGCGCCAUGGAGGAGAUCACCACGGAGAAAGAAGCGGAGGAGAGCCACCGGCAAGACAGCGUGAGCCUCCUGACGUUCAUUCUUCUCCUCACCCUGACUAUUCUCACCAUCUGGCUUUUCAAGCAUCGCCGGGUCCGCUUCCUCCAUGAGACCGGCCUGGCCAUGAUCUACGGGUUGAUUGUUGGAGUAAUCUUGAGAUAUGGUAUACCUCCUGCCAGUGGUCAUGACAAACCUUUCAGCUGUUCUCAGGAAGACAGGGCUUAUUCCACUCUGUUGGUCAACAUCAGUGGGAAGUUCUUUGAAUAUACUUUAAAAGGAGAAAUAAGCCCUGGAAAAAUACACAAUGUGGAACAGAAUGAUAUACUGCGAAAAGUAACUUUUGACCCAGAAGUAUUCUUCAACAUCCUUUUGCCUCCCAUUAUUUUCCAUGCUGGCUACAGUUUAAAGAAAAGGCACUUUUUCAGAAAUCUUGGAUCAAUUUUAACUUAUGCUUUCUUGGGAACUGCAGUCUCUUGUUUCAUUAUUGGGAAUCUCAUGUAUGGUGUGGUAAAACUAAUGAAGCUGGUGGGACAGCUUUCUGAUAAAUUCUACUACACUGAUUGCCUUUUAUUUGGAGCCAUAAUAUCUGCUACUGAUCCAGUCACUGUCCUGGCAAUUUUUAAUGAACUUCAUGCUGAUGUUGAUUUAUAUGCACUGCUGUUUGGAGAAAGUGUUCUAAAUGAUGCUGUUGCUAUUGUAUUAUCUUCUUCUAUUGUAGCAUAUCAACCCACUGGGGAAAAUGCCCAUGCCUUUGAUGCAGCAGCCUUUUUUAAAUGUGUGGGCGUCUUUCUUGGAAUCUUCAGUGGUUCUUUCAUGAUGGGAGUAGUGACUGGAAUUGUGACAGCUCUUGUGACAAAGUUUACCAAACUACACUGCUUUCCCUUGCUGGAGACAGCCCUUUUUUUCCUGAUGUCUUGGAGUACAUUCUUGUUGGCUGAAGCUUGUGGUUUUACAGGGGUAGUAUCUGUUCUUUUCUGUGGUAUAACACAAGCUCAUUACACAUACAAUAAUCUAUCUGUUGAAUCAAGAAGCCGAACCAAGCAGCUCUUUGAAGUUCUGCAUUUCCUGGCUGAGAAUUUCAUAUUUUCUUAUAUGGGCUUAGCUUUGUUUACUUUCCAGAAACAUGUUUUCAGCCCUGUUUUCAUAAUUGGAGCUUUUCUAGCGGUUUUCCUGGGACGAGCUGCACACAUCUAUCCACUCUCUUUCUUCCUGAAUUUGGGUAGAAGGCACAAGAUCUCCUGGAAUUUUCAACAUAUGAUGAUGUUUUCCGGUCUUCGUGGAGCCAUGGCAUUUGCUCUUUCCAUCCGAGACACUGCAACUUAUGCUCAUCAGAUGAUGUUCACUACAACCCUACUUAUUGUCUUUUUUACUGUCUGGAUCGUUGGUGGAGGGACAACACCCAUGCUGUCAUGGCUAAAUAUAAGAGUCGGUGAAUAUAUUCCAUCGGUGGAAGAGAUGAAUGAAAGCCGUUGGCUGUAUUUCAGGAUGGUCCAGAUGCUGAACGAAGGAAUCGGACAAAACAGGAAAGUGCAUGGAUCUUCAGGCUUUGGUACAGCUUUGACCACAAAUACCUCAAGCCCAUUUUGACCCACAGUGGUCCACCUCUCACAACAACUCUUCCAGGUUGGUGUGGAUUGAUAGCUCGUUGUUUAACUAGUCCCCAGGUUUAUGAGAACCAAGAACAGCUUAGAGACGAAGAUUCUGAUUUUAUCUUGAAUGACAGUGACUUGACACUGACCUACGGAGACACAACAAUAACUGCUAAUGGCUCCUCUAGUUCCCAUGGUGCUGUUAUCAACCUGGAUGGCAGGAAGGCAAAGAGUAGCUCUGAAGAAGCCUUGGAAAGUGAUCUGGGAACAGAAGCACCUGAGGUGAUGAGCAGAGGAACUCGGCUCGUGUUUCCGAUGGAUGCAUGAAGACUGCUUGGCAUAUGGAGCAGUAAAGGAUAGGUCCAGUGCCCCCAAAUCCACACUAUCUGCAGGCCAGUUGUAAGUGGAGACACUUAUCGAGUAAAUUAAUGUCCCUUGUACAAUGUAAGUUUUUUUAAAGUCUCAAGAUCUCAAGAUGUCCUUGCCACCACCCCCCCACUCCUGUGUCUUUCUAAAAAAAAACCAAAAAAAUGAGAUGCUGAGAAUUUCUAAAAUGGAAAAUGUCUAAGGUUGUCAUAUUAAGGGAAAAACACAACCUUGAAAUGAAAAGCUAAAUGUCAUAGUUCCUCUAAUUCUAUGCACUGUGGGGAUAUUAACCGUCCCGGCGGCUAAAAUAUUUCUGACCCACGGAAGGCCUUUUCAUCAGAAGUCUUUGGUCACUUUUGUCAGGGACAAAAGAUGCAGUGUUGACUUAUACUCGAGAAAAAAGUAGUUGGAAAAAAGGAUGAAAUUUCCAUAUGAACAUUUUCCUGGACUUGUUGGGAAAAAAAAGGAAGAAAAAAGUCCCUUCUCAUUUCAAGAACAUUUGUAUUAGUAAAGUUUGACAUUAAAUUAUUCUGUAUCUGACAAGGAAAGGAGAAAUAUAAAUAUAUAUAUAUAUAUAUAUAUAUAUUUGGACAACUUUUUGAGACUUUCAGUGUGAGUCCUGUGGUUGCAUCACAAGCUGAGCUGUUGCUGUCUAAAAUACAUGUUUUUUGCAUUGUGCCCUUAAUAUUCUCCAGUAGACAUCUGUAGACAGUAACACUCUUCUAUUACAAAUGUGAAGAAUAUUGAAUGGGUCUAGUGAAGUUACAAACUGCUGUACAAUUGCCCAAGAAGUAUUGAUAGAAUCUGUCUCAGGCUAUUGUAAUCUUUCCCAGGCCGAUGUCUUCCAGAUGUGUUAAACUACCGUUAUUAACAUCCCCAAUCAGCAUGGCCAAGCUAGAGAUCAUCGGAUAAAAGCCAUUUAUUUGGACUUAAGCAGUGUAUCUUUUGUUUAACAGGAGAAGACUACUGUAAACUGUACCUGUUUCUCUGAUGUUUGCAUCAGAACAAAAGGUGUAAUCGUAAUCAGUUAGAAAGACAGUGUUGGUGUGUUUGUUAGUGGCAUAUGGCACUAUGAUCCUGAUGUUUAAAAAUGGUACAGUGCCUUUUAUGUAAUAAAGAGUAUCAUGUUGUGACCGAAAUAGGGAGACCUUGUCUAAGGCAAUGUUUCUCAACCUUGGCAACUUUAAAAUGUGUGGAUUUCAACUCCUAGAAUUUCCAAGGAAUUAAUAUUGCCAAGGUAAUAUUAAUAUUACCAAGGUUGAGAAAUGCUGGCCUAAGAUACAGCAGUGCUCAUUUGCAAAUAAGGCAUAUGCAAUUCUAAUUAUAAAAGAGCAUCUGCUUUCCAUGGUGUAAUUUGGCAACUCUCUACAGCUUUCUUUGUCAGGAGGUUAGCUGUUAAAAAGCAAGUUUAAUAAUACUGUAGCGUAAUAAUUCAACUCUUGGGCACUAUUUUAAUGGGCUGCCCUAUAAUUUAAAAAUGCUUAGGAAAAUAAAAUAUGCUCUGGCGUUCUUGUUUUUUCUUUCUGAGUACAUUUUUAAUUGCUGUUUCAUUUUUAGUCUGUUUGUGAAAUGAAAACUACAUUUGAACCUACCUAUGUAAUAAAGUCUGUUACUUUACCAUGA
This is a messenger RNA of Thamnophis sirtalis, 3897 nucleotides long. Lineage: Eukaryota; Metazoa; Chordata; Lepidosauria; Squamata; Natricidae. The record is from RefSeq and is a predicted model, not a curated record.